UAUUUUUACACAAUAAUUCUAUUAUAACAGUUUUGAGUUCUGUAACUAAGUGCAUUUGUUUAAAGCAAACAUCAAAAUUCAACUUUUAUGGUAAAUUAUUUAAUUACUGGCUUUUGCAGCAUCAUGUGUGCAAUAUGAUCACAAUAUUCCAUUCAAUGAUUUUUGUGGCAUCUCCACUCAGAUGGCUGAUAAAUUUAGAACUUGAUUCACUUUUGCCCAUGACAGUAAUGCAAGUUUCUGCCAUUGGGGAGUUUAUACUGAAGCAGCUGAAACUCCUUGAAUGCAAACAAGCGAUACAUAUCCAACGACUUAAAACAGUGGGAAGAGGGAGCACUUUGGGGGGAAAGGAACACAAAAGGGUACAUGUUGUGUAAUUUAUUACAGUUCUAAUGCUUUAACAUUGUUCAUCAUGAAUAGCCUGAGAAGUGGGUAUAUGAGAGGCAGGCCAAGCUACUGACAAAAAUGACUGUUUUUUCCAGGAAGGCCUAACAACGUUGACAUGCAAGAGGUUAUGCAGCAGACAUGAACGGUAACUUGAGCCACUCACCCCAGCCAGUGUUCAUGGUGGAUUCUGGCGGAGGUCACCCUAAACAACAUCGAUAUUACCACCAGCAGUUGCCCAGACCACCGGUGCCCAGACCACCGGUGCCCAGACCACCGGUGCCCUGCUGGACCUUCCCCCCUGCCCGAGCUGAGAUGAAGAACAGGGGCUGGGGGAGAAUGAAUGGUGGGAUAGCCUGGGUACUGACACUGAUACUCCUGCUGGUUUUUGCAGCCCUGGGACUGGGUGCCUAUCAGAUCCUGAGGUUACAGACUGAAAUGGAGCGGCUGACACAGGAAAUACCCACACAAAUGCAGAGCCCCGCGCCACAGAAACAAAUUGGCCUGAAUCCUGCUGAGCUGAACAAGAACAAACAAAACUCUGCAGCACACUUAAUAGGUCGUGCCGACCAGAGCACAUCAUCUGGAAUUCUGAAGUGGGAAGCAAAUCUCGGUGAUGCCUUCACAGAAGGUGUUAAGUACAUCAACGGCGGCCUUCAGGUCAACAAGACCGGUUUGUACUUUGUUUACUCCCGCGUGGAGUUUCUUUCACCCAAGUGCAACCCCAGAGACUCUUACACUCACUUAAUGAGUCGGCAGAGAACUGGUCACAACCGGAUAAUCAUGGAAGAUCACCAAGAGGGCUUUUGUACAGCGGGGAGCAAACAUCCGUGGAUGACCGGCAGUCAUUUAGGCUCGCUUCAGCAUCUCAAGCAGUCUGACUGGCUGUUUGUCAAUGUCUCACACCCCCAUCUGAUCAGCAAAAAUUAUCACAGCAACUAUUUUGGCCUCUUCAAGAUCAACUAAUCAUAGAGGACUAUUAUGUGAUGCAUAUGAAGGGCAUGAUUGUGAUUUCAGAUGAAGAGGUCGGCAAUCUCUGGACUACCCUGAGAUCCUCAGAGCUUCACUGCAAUGCAAUUUGUCUGCUUCACAAUUGAUUUUGAAUGUAUCAGUUGCCUGUGGCCAUUAAGUUCUUUUGGAAAGUCGUGCAGAAGAGUUUCAGAAUGAAUGAACACUAAUAUGCUUCUGUAUCAGGAGAAAUUAGAUUAAAUACAAAUAUUUAUUUUCUUUAAAGUCUGAUUGUAUAUUCAUAGGAUCAGUGGUCAUAUUGACUGAGUAAUAUAUCAAUAAUGGUUAAGAAAUGUGGUCAAUAAAAAAUUGUAAAUUGCAAGAACUGUUGUUGAUUUCAAAAGUGAAUCAAGGUAGGAUGUCUCACACUCUGAGAUGAGUUACAUUUUGUGUCGAGGUUUUUCCAUGCCCAUUAAUAUUUGCAUGUGAUAGUGGGUUGGCUGUCUCUGGAAAUUAUGUUGAUUUUCUGGUUGAACAUUUCCAGAGCUAUUUAUUUAAAAUAAAAAUAAAUAAAAAAUAAUAUUCCUUC
This is a messenger RNA of Cyprinus carpio (common carp), 1918 nucleotides long. Its product is annotated as tumor necrosis factor ligand superfamily member 6-like. The transcript has 5 exons. The record is from RefSeq and is a predicted model, not a curated record. Gene Ontology annotation, cellular component: membrane. NCBI's taxonomy places the organism in Eukaryota, Metazoa, Chordata, Actinopteri, Cypriniformes, Cyprinidae. Gene Ontology annotation, molecular function: tumor necrosis factor receptor binding. Gene Ontology annotation, biological process: immune response; extrinsic apoptotic signaling pathway via death domain receptors; positive regulation of canonical NF-kappaB signal transduction. The coding region runs from base 523 to 1347 and encodes 274 amino acids.